AUGGGUUCUAUUCAACAGCAUGAGAUCGCAACACUCAACAGCCUCGCGGCUCAAAUCAGCGAGCUAGCUGCUAAGAUGACGAAGCAGCUGGAGGCGGAGAACGUGACACCGAUCACUCUUGAGGCCGACAGUCCAAUCAAGUACGAGAAACUUCCUGGGGAUGUCUUCAUGACCCGACAACUUCUCGAGGAUGCAUUGAAGGACAUGUGGAUUCUCAGCCAAGGACCGAGCGAGAGUGUGUUCAACUACGUGCACAUGGCCGUCCCAGACACGGCGUGCUUGAACAUCCUGAACCAGUUCGACUUCUGGGGUGCAGUGCCGGUCGAUGGCGAGGCAACGCUCAAGGAGAUAGCAAAGCAUACCAAGCUCCCUCUUGAGGUCGUAAGCCGGGUCAUCGAUCAUGCGAUUACGAUGCGUUUCUUCACCAGAGACUCGCCUGCAGCUACCUCAGUCAAACACACUUCGCGAUCUGCCGCACUGGCUAAGGACCCUGGCUUGUCAGCGCUGGUGCAGACAGUGUUGGGUGAAACGGGUCCACCUAUGCUCUUGCUCCCUGAAGCUCUGCGUCGCUUUUCGCAAGGAAAGGCGGAACCGAGUAAAGAUAUUAAAGAGACCGCUUUCAGACUCUGUCACUCUGGCGACUUCAUUGAGAACGAUGGCGAAGGUGAAAAAAAGGGAUGGCGGCAGAGGAACUUUGUCAAGUUCAUGGCGUACAUCAAGGACCUCUUCCACACCGAGAACAUCAUGCUCAAUGCUGUUGAUUGGGAGGCUGCCGGUGAAGCCACAGUUGUUAAUAUCGGCGGUUCAGCAGGCCACGACGACGCCGUCCUCGCAGCCAGAUUCCCCAAGCUCAAAAUCGUCGUCGAAGACCUUCCAGAAGUCGCCCCAGUAUUCGAGAAAGAGUUCCCAUCCGAGCUCAAAUCCCGCGUUUCCUUCCGCACAUACAACAUGUUCGAUCCGCAGCCCGUAGAAGCAGACAUCUACAUCCUCAAGUGGAUUCUCCACGACUGGCCAGACGUCGAGUCAGUAAAGAUACUACAAGCGCUUCGGCCUGCACUCAAACCCGGUGCGCGCGUCAUCUUCAUUGACUACGUUGGCAAGCAGGGACCGAGCGAGGAGGAAUUACCGAGGAGUAUACAGGGCUUUGGUACAGCUACUGAUCUUAGGAUGAUGGCGCUGUUCAAUGCGAAGGAGAGGCCUGUCGAGGCGUGGAAGGAUGUCUUCAAGCGGGCUGAUGAGAGGUUUGAUGUUGUUAGAGUGGAAGCAGACCCGCUGAGCUUCAUGUGCGUGCUUGAAGCGGUGUGGCGGGGCUAG
This is a messenger RNA of Alternaria conjuncta, 1314 nucleotides long. RefSeq lists its product as uncharacterized. Bases 1 to 1314 code for a protein of 437 amino acids. Gene Ontology annotation, molecular function: O-methyltransferase activity. The record is from RefSeq and is a predicted model, not a curated record. Lineage: Eukaryota; Fungi; Ascomycota; Dothideomycetes; Pleosporales; Pleosporaceae. The transcript is spliced from 3 exons.